GUGGAUUAAACAAAGCAUCGAUGCAAAGAAUUUGUGUCGAAGCAUUUUAUGAAUCGAUUUUAUCGAUGAAUCGUUUCAGACCUAAUGUUGAACAAAGGCUUUAGUAAAACAGCCCUGGGUCUGAAAACUGAGCACAAACAAAGUCGGAGAGAGAACGGAACAGCGGUACGUUCGGACAUGCUUCUUAGCUUAACUUUAGCUGUGAAGAUGACUGAGUAACAGCCACAGAAGGAAGGUCUGAGGAAUUGUGAGACAAGGUAUAUGACCAGGCGAGGGGAAGACCUGUGUGGGGUUUCAAUGCUGGAUAAAGGAAUAAAAACCGAUGUUGAGGUUGCUCUGUUUCUGCUGGACAGUGUGCCUUGCUGUGGGUGCGCCUGUUCAGGAGGAAAUGCCUGAGGUUAAAUCCGUUGUUGGUGCGGAUUGUACUCUUCAGUGUACCGCUAAAUCCAAGCCUGGUGUCCAGUACAGCGCCCUGAGAUGGUACAAGGUCAAAGAGGCUCCGGCGCCUGGUCUUAGCGGCCUUUUGACCCAAGACCUCACCACCGGCAUGACGCGACUGUACAAGGGUGUGGAGCGAAAAGUGGAGCUGCUGACAGAGUCCAGCAGCAUCUUCCUGCCUAGUGUGACGUGUGCUGACCGUGGCGUGUACAGCUGUCACCUGGCAGCACCUGUGGGGGAGCAGAACCAGGAUGGAGAGGUCCUUCUCAACGUGACAGAUUGUGCUGACACUCCCACGGAAAACCAGACAAUCCCGAUGACAGAUGCUUACAUGGUUAUUAUUGCAACAGCGGUGCUGAUGGUUGCACUUGUCAUAUUCAUAAUAAGCUAUGUUAGCCUGAAGAAUACCAUCAAAGGCAAAAACAAGACAACAAAUAAAGAAAGGUUACUGAACGCAUCGCUCAAACCUCUUGAAAAAAAGGACUUAAUGAUGAUCUAUACUUUGGGUCCUAAACCCACGAUGAAGCAUGUCUGCGUUUAAAGACAAAGCCUGUGCAGAAAAAUCCUACUGUAGGAGAAAUAAGUCCAGGACGACUCCACGAAAUAGCUUCUUUGAUAUCUAUAACUGGUCCUCAGUUGGUGCCACUCGUAUGAAAAACAGAUGAAAAUCUCCAGAUUUGACUGAAACAAUGAAAAAUUCCUCCAACGAAAAGUCCAGUUUAAUUAGACAACUCAUAAUCACGAUCGCAGACUUCUUUUACAUGAUGCCCCCUAAUCUAAACAUCAGCUGAGGACAAGGACCAACUCGUAGAAAACCCUUCAGAAGCUACAACAAAUGUGGACACAGAGCGGGGUCUUCCUAACCCGGACUGCCAGGAAGCACAGAGUUAAGCACAGGCCGGUGAAUCUAGAGGUCAGGAGGAGGAGGUAGCAUGGUUGCAUCUCCUGUCCACAUGCUGAAGUUUCCUUGGGCAAGACACUGAACCCCAUCUUGCUCCUGGGGGUCAGACCAGCACGCAUCAGUGUGUGAGUGAGUGUGAAUGAUUAAAGAUGAACUGUUGGGCUGUUUCUUCCCAUCUAUGUGCAGUGUACGUGUAUCAAAACACCUUAAAGAGACAUCUGCUGAACAGCGGCCGCUGUGGCCACAAGGGGCAUCUACGGCAUGAGAGUAAAAUUUAAAGUGUAGUGUACGGCAAUUUAUACCUCUGUUAGAUAUCGUAGCGAUGAAGAAGACAAAAGUUAACACAGUGGUACAUAGAACAUAGUGGAACAUGGUUGUUUUUGUGCCUCUCGAGUUCAGGGGGCUUUAAGACAGAUCUUCUCUUUGUCUUGUUGCUGUAGCUGCAUUUCGCACAUGAUUAUUCGGUCACAUCACUUUAUUUUAUGCUCUUGUCAAGAUCACAACCUUUGAAACGAAUGCUGAAUCUGAAUUGCAGGAUGUCGAGGUGAAUUGUAGGAAGUUGUGCAGGGUAAAAUUAGGGACCAUGACUGAGGAUGAAUGAACAAGGACAGGAAGUAGAAUUACAAUCCAGUUAGUGUGUCCAGGUGUGACGGAUAAAGGAGUGUGGAUCUUGGAAUUGAGAUGAAUGACAUUAAAGCUACAAACAGAGGGACUAGAACACCCCUCUGCAUGAUACCGUAUACCUUUUGUUGUUUUUAAGUCUCUAAAGUUCUCAUUUGUUAAUUGUAUGUGCGUGUACCAAAUUAUUUUUUUAUUUGUAUUUUUUUAUAGCUUUAUAUGUAAUUUAAUGUUGCAUUAAAACUUGAUACUGUGACUUCUGAACUUGUAAAAACAUUAAAUCAAUUGAUUGUUUAAAAAGUUUUUAUCUAUUUCAUAUUUGAACAGCAGAAAAUCAGGAAAUCAGAUUCAAGAUUCCACAUCUGCAGAAGAAAUGUGUCUGUUGCAAAGACCAGUGUGGACAGAGCUGUAAAAAUGGCUUGCAAACUGAACAUAGUUUGUACGUUUAUAUCUUUUUUAUCACGUGCGGAGGUGAAAAACUCCUACACCGUCCACGUGUAGCAGCAGCUUUAAUUCCCCUCAAAAAACAAGAACUGAAACAGAAUGACAUUUUCUUACACCUCUGCUCUCGGCUACAUAAAUAAUCUCUGACCUUUAUUUUGAAACUGGGAAACUCCCACAGAGAGCCACGUCAUUUACUGUCUGGGCUUUUUUAUAAUUUAGCACUUCUUCUUUGAAAACAGUCUGAAAUGCACAUGAUAUGUUUUUAUUUGUGGAGCUACAAAGAAUAACAACAGAUAUACCUAUGUCGCAAUGUCUUAUUUAUAUUAUUAUAUCUUUAAUGUCAAAUACUGCUAAGUUACCUGGCUCAGUUUAAGAAUAUUGUAUGUAGAUUUCUGUUUUAUAAGACUUUUUAGUGGUAAAAAUGUAAAACUAAAGAAUGGACAGAGGAGUACACUGAGGAAAUGAAGGCCCGUUGCUUAGAGUUCACCUCACACCUGCAAAAAGAAUGAAAAGUGUGUAGUACUGUGUGUUAUAUAUAGGAUUUGGGGCUUUUAGCACGUUGAAAUGCCAGACAGUGAGACACUUUGAGGGCAGAUGGUUCUUGUUUUUAUUGUUUUGUUCUUUAUGAGCCAAUAGAAGAGAGAAAUGGAUCUUGUGAUUCUGAGAUCAGUUAUGAAUUGAGAAGAGAAAGCUACUGGUGCUUGUACAACUUUGGUUUGUUGACUUGUCUGAAACAGUGCUGACAGUGUAGUGGGUUUUUUUCAGGAGUUUUUUCAAGGCAUAAAUGUUGACUAGGCUUAUUCAGGGUUACACGACUUACCUAUGUGAUUGUGUUUGUUGUUUAUCUGCUGUACUGUGCAUUUCAGGUUUACAUGACAGGAAAUGAAAGCAGUAGCUUGUAUAUGACAGAAAUGAUGUGUUUAUAGGGGAAGUCCAUCUAAAGUGCUGCUAUGAGUUUCUAUUCUGCAAAAUGGAUCUGUUUUCAUGUCAGUGAAAGGAAGUUUUCUUCCAAAAAACAUAAAGGCAUAAGGAGAAAUAACUCAUAACAUGUCUCCCUCACUGGGGUUUAACUAAAUAUCAUGUCUUGUAGUUUUAGUAGUAUACUAGUAGUGUAAUAUGCCUAUUUAAUAACAACUAAACUGUUAAAUGUAUUUGGAUGAGCUGCAUUUACAUCAUUAUCAAGUUUUGGCAAAAGCUGGACCACAAUAAAACAAUUUUAACCUC
This is a messenger RNA of Micropterus dolomieu (smallmouth bass), 3625 nucleotides long. It is a transcript of the gene cd83, whose product is annotated as CD83 molecule. Bases 323 to 979 code for a protein of 218 amino acids. The transcript is spliced from 5 exons. The record is from RefSeq and is a predicted model, not a curated record. NCBI's taxonomy places the organism in Eukaryota, Metazoa, Chordata, Actinopteri, Centrarchiformes, Centrarchidae.